Molecule: messenger RNA, 1410 nt
Organism: Cyprinodon variegatus (sheepshead minnow)
Lineage: Eukaryota; Metazoa; Chordata; Actinopteri; Cyprinodontiformes; Cyprinodontidae
Gene: wars2
Product: tryptophanyl tRNA synthetase 2, mitochondrial
Exons: 6
Coding region: 8-1105 (365 amino acids)
Biological process (GO): mitochondrial tryptophanyl-tRNA aminoacylation
Cellular component (GO): mitochondrial matrix; mitochondrion
Molecular function (GO): ATP binding; tryptophan-tRNA ligase activity
Source: RefSeq, a predicted model, not a curated record
AAUCAACAUGGCGCUCCCCUUGCGGACCAAUUUUAAACGUCUCUGCCGUAUUAUUCAGAGGAUUAAACCCCAGAAUUUGUCCUUCUGUUCAGCAGCCUGCCCGGAAAACAAGGAGGAUCCUGGAAGUGCUCGUGUUUUCUCAGGGAUCCAGCCAACCGGCGUGCCGCAUUUGGGCAACUACUUGGGAGCCCUGGAAAACUGGGUGGCCCUGCAGAACCGGUACCCCUCUGUGCUCUACAGCAUAGUGGACCUGCACUCCAUAACUCAGCCUCAGGAUCCAGACCAGCUCAGGAACAACAUCCUGGACAUGGCAGCAAGCUUGCUAGCCUGUGGAAUCAACCCGGAAAAGGCGAUUCUGUUUCAGCAGUCCCAGGUGUCUGAACAUGCAGAGCUCAGCUGGAUCCUCGGCUGCCUGACCAGCAUGCCCCGGCUACGCCACCUACCGCAGUGGAAGAUGAAGAGCAAGCAGAAGAACGAGGGCAGCGUUGGACUCUACACGUAUCCGGUCCUGCAGGCUGCCGACAUCCUGCUCUACAAGUCCACUCAUGUCCCUGUAGGAGAGGACCAGGUGCAGCACCUAGAGCUGGCUCAGGAUCUCGCUCGGAUCUUCAACAACCAUUAUGGGGAACUGUUUCCUGAACCGCGUGCUCUGCUCAGUUCGACCCAAAAGGUGAAGUCUCUCCGCAACCCCUCGGCUAAAAUGUCAAAGUCCGACCCCCAGACAAUGGCCACCAUCACCAUCACCGACUCUCCAGAUGACAUCGCCCUGAAGAUCCGCCGCGCCGUAACAGACUUCAUCUCCGAGGUCACCUUUGACCCGGAGCAGCGGCCGGGCGUGUCCAACCUGGUGACGAUCCACGCCGCCGUGGCGAAGCUCAGCGUGGAGGAGGCGCUGUCGCAGGCCAGCGGGAUGGACACGGGGGCCUACAAGGGGCUUGUAAGCGAGGCUGUGAUCCAGAGGCUGACGCCCAUCAGGGAGGAGCUCCAACGGCUGAGGGCGGACCGGGCGCACCUGGAGGGGCUGCUGGCUCAGGGGCAGCUCAGGGCGCGGGAGCUGGCUGCUCCUGUGCUCGCAGAGGUCCGACACAGAGUGGGCUUCUGCUAAAAGGCCUGGAGGCUGGAAAAUAACAACAUUUAUGGUGUUUCUGAUCAGGGCUUCGCUAACGACAAGCCGUCUGCUUCCUUGUUGUGACUCAUUGAGGGGAAUAAAAAUGAAGGCGGGACUAGAGGUCCGCUCUGACUGAGGGACCAGUCGUAUAACCCUCCUCUGAAAACAAAGCAGGACGUCUUCAGGACGAUCAUUUCUUUUAUGUUUUGGUAGAUGUCAUCAUUAAAACCUCUUAAACUCAGAAAUGAUUUAUGUCACUCAGAGUCUUCAGGUGUUUGUAGCUUUAACCAAAGGUGUUUAAU